AUGGUGAAGCCAUACAUCCCUCCUCUGCCAUAUCCUCAAAGAUUUCACAAGGAGAGCAAGGAUCAACAGUUCCCAAAGUUCUUAGAAGUGUUUAAGAAGCUGGAGAUUAAUAUUCCACUUGCUGAAGCAUUGGAGCAGAUGCCUCUAUAUGCAAAGUUCUUAAAAGAACUCAUAAACAAGAAGAGAAGCUGGCAUGAGAAGGAAACCAUCCUCUUGACACAAGAAUGCAGUGCAUUGAUUCAAGAAGGCCUCCCACCAAAGCUCAAAGACCCUGGGAGUUUCUUCUUGCCUUGUACCAUUGGUCACAUAUCCAUUGAUAAAGCACUCUGUGAUUUGGGAUCUAGUAUCAACCUGAUGCCUUUAUCUAUGAUGAGAAGGCUAUUUAUAGAAGAAGUAAAGCCUACACAGAUGUCAUUGGAGCUAGUGGAUAGAUCAGUGGUAAUUUCCAAGAGUGUGGUUGAAAAUCUCUUGGUCAAAAUAGGGAAAUUCAUAUUUCCAGCAGAUUUUGUAAUCCUGGACUUAGGAGAAGUGGGGAAUGACUCUAUUAUAUUGGGAAGACCUUUUCUAGCCACAACAAUGGCCAUCAUUGAUGUGGAAUAA
Arachis stenosperma is the source of this 600-nucleotide messenger RNA. RefSeq lists its product as uncharacterized. The transcript has a single exon. The record is from RefSeq and is a predicted model, not a curated record. Lineage: Eukaryota; Viridiplantae; Streptophyta; Magnoliopsida; Fabales; Fabaceae. Bases 1 to 600 code for a protein of 199 amino acids.